AUGUGUGGACGGAGCAGGGCGGCCUUUCUGUGUCUGGGGGCUUGCUUGCUUGCUGCCAACAGCGUACUGGGUGCGAAAAGCUCUGGGCAGAACGGCAUGACAGAUGAACAGAAAGAUAACACUACAGUGUUCACCAAGAUCUUAGACAGCCUUCUGGAUGGCUAUGACAAUCGCCUCAGGCCAGGACUGGGAGAGCGUGUAACUGAAGUCAAGACUGACAUUUUCGUGACUAGUAUUGGGCCAGUUUCGGACCAUGACAUGGAGUACACCAUUGAUGUCUUCUUCAGACAGAGCUGGAAGGAUGAAAGGUUAAAGUUCAAGGGCCCCAUGGCCGUGCUGCGUCUCAACAACCUGAUGGCCAGCAAGAUCUGGACCCCCGAUACCUUCUUCCACAAUGGCAAGAAGUCGGUGGCCCACAACAUGACCAUGCCGAACAAGCUGCUGCGAAUCACAGAGGAGGGCACGCUGCUGUACACCAUGAGGCUUACAGUAAGAGCAGAAUGUCCCAUGCACCUGGAAGACUUCCCUAUGGAUGCCCAUGCUUGUCCGCUGAAGUUUGGCAGCUAUGCCUACACUCGAGCAGAGGUGGUGUACGUGUGGACCAGAGGGGCUGCCCAGUCUGUGGUGGUGGCAGAGGAUGGAUCCAGAUUAAACCAGUACGAUCUGAUGGGGCAGAGUGUGGAUUCUGGUGUGGUGCAGUCCAGCACAGGCGAGUAUGUUGUGAUGACAACCCACUUCCACCUGAAGAGGAAAAUUGGUUACUUUGUGAUCCAGACAUAUCUACCCUGCAUCAUGACGGUCAUCCUGUCCCAAGUGUCUUUCUGGCUCAACAGAGAGUCCGUCCCUGCCAGGACUGUCUUCGGGGUGACCACUGUCCUGACCAUGACCACGCUCAGUAUCAGCGCCAGGAACUCUCUCCCCAAAGUGGCCUACGCCACAGCCAUGGACUGGUUCAUUGCUGUCUGCUAUGCCUUCGUCUUCUCGGCUCUCAUUGAGUUUGCCACAGUCAACUACUUCACCAAGAGGGGUUAUGCCUGGGACGGAAAAAGCGUGGUGCCAGAGAAGCAAAAGAAGAAGAAGGAGUCCCUCCUCAAGAAGAACAACACCACAGCCUACCCAGCUGCCACUGCUACAGCCUUCGCCCCCAAUAUUGCCAGGGACCCUGGAUUGGCCACUAUUGCCAAAAGCGCCCCACCACCCCCAACUGAGCCCAAGGAGGAGCCAAAGCCCAAGCCUCCAGAGGCCAAGAAGACCUUUAACAGUGUGAGCAAGAUAGACAGGAUUGCCAGAAUAGCCUUCCCUCUGCUCUUUGGAACCUUUAACUUGGUCUACUGGGCGACCUACUUGAAUAAGAAGCCCAAAUUGCAGGGGAUGACUCCACACUAA
This is a messenger RNA of Chelmon rostratus (copperband butterflyfish), 1386 nucleotides long. RefSeq names its product gamma-aminobutyric acid type A receptor subunit alpha1 (gene gabra1). Bases 1 to 1386 code for a protein of 461 amino acids. The transcript is spliced from 9 exons. NCBI's taxonomy places the organism in Eukaryota, Metazoa, Chordata, Actinopteri, Chaetodontiformes, Chaetodontidae. The record is from RefSeq and is a predicted model, not a curated record. Gene Ontology annotation, cellular component: GABA-A receptor complex; postsynapse; neuron projection. Gene Ontology annotation, biological process: nervous system process; monoatomic ion transmembrane transport; signal transduction. Gene Ontology annotation, molecular function: GABA-A receptor activity; transmitter-gated monoatomic ion channel activity involved in regulation of postsynaptic membrane potential; benzodiazepine receptor activity.